This is a messenger RNA of Arthroderma uncinatum, 3012 nucleotides long. RefSeq lists its product as uncharacterized. NCBI's taxonomy places the organism in Eukaryota, Fungi, Ascomycota, Eurotiomycetes, Onygenales, Arthrodermataceae. The record is from RefSeq and is a predicted model, not a curated record. The transcript has 3 exons. Bases 1 to 3012 code for a protein of 1003 amino acids.
AUGCCUUCAAAUCCCAAAGACCGGGCUGUCGCAUCAUUGGAGCAGCUAGUCCUAUCAGACCAAGAUGUUGAGCUUCUUCAUGAAAUCGUAACGCGCGCCGAACGGCACCCAGAUGCCGACAUUACUCCCUUUCGGGCUAUCUUUUCGACGUACGAUGCCGUGCUGGCUGAACAUGGCAUCUCGACGGAAAGUGACCAGACGUAUCUCCCUUUUCUCUUCCAACUCGGGGCUGAACGAAAUGGCACCUUGGCUGCGCGAUUCGAGUCGCUCCUAGCAUCACUGGGCAUUCGACUGGAGUAUGGCGAAGAUACGGAAGCGAAUGAUGCGUUGGAAACCGACAUUGCGCCGCAUAUUAGAGAGGACAGCGUCCACAUCUCACAUCAGAGGCCGAAUGGAGUUCAGCCACCGAAAACCGAGGAACGGCGACGCGCCUCAUUUGAUUCAUUAUACGAUGCAACGCAGGACCUUGCGCAAAGAUUUACCAAUAGGCCUAGCUCCAGGUCUUCCAUGUCUAGACUCGAAAAUGGCACCAUCGGGUCUUUGGACUUUGACGCGGAAAUUAAACAGCUCUACCCUUACAAAUCGGGCCACCAUUUACACGACCAGCCACCCCAACGUCAGGGAUUGAGGGGUGCUAGGGACCGUGAAACCAACAGCCCAAAUUCUCAAACUUCAGAUGAAGAUACAAAUUCGAUCUCUCCCCGCCGUGACUCAAGGUACUCUGAUACCCAAGAAUUCGGUGGCGAUUACAGAUCUCAGCCAAACCAUUCAUUAGAGCCCCAAUAUAGCGAAAGAGCACUCUCUGAUGCUUCAGAUGAUAUCCCAGACCCCCCUCGAGUGCCUCCCGAGCUAUUUUAUCAACCUUCAAACGCCCAACGUCUUAGGGAUGCUUCGGUUUUUGAUAUGCACAGACAGAACAAUGCUCUUCGACUGGUGCUGGCAAACUGGUCCGAAACAGCAAAACGAAAGCGAGAGAUAGUGCAGGCCAUGGAAGAAAGGGCUAUCUACUACGAUAGUAGAGCCCUCGUCGUCCAGGUGUUGGAUAUGUGGAAAGCUGCGCUGCAAGACAAACGUCAGGCUGCCGAGACUGAAAGAUUAGCCGCACAGACUGAAAGGUUUUUCAAUAACCUAGAGGAACGGGCUGCGCGUGCACGAGAUCUAUACCUGUUAACAAAGGCCUUUACCCACUGGUCACAGGUAGCAUCUGACGAGGUUCAUAGAACCGAAGCUGCCCGAAGACAUCUUCUCUGUAUUAAGUAUUUCAGUGCAUGGCGCGAAAUUACUGCGGUGAACGAGCUCAAGGCCCAACGAUUUAUGCUGAAGCGGCCGUUCAAGCUUUACGUUGCUCGUUACAAUCGAAUCGCCCCCCUCAAAGCUCAAGCAGAUGACUUUCGUCAACAGAGCCUGAAGAAAAAUGCUUAUUCGCAUUGGUUCUGGUCCUUUUGUGAUAGAUUAGCGCCGCGAUGGCACAAGGAACGCUUGAAGCAGCGCUCAUUCAUCUCUUGGCUACGCGCACUCCGAACCCAGAGGGAACGGGACCUUGGAAUUGACUCUAACCGCACCCUUAACUCUUUAAAAUCAACUCUUCAAGCACUGAUCCAAAAACAUCGUGCAGUUUCGUCGGCCGAGUGCCGUGCAGAUGAUCAGUGGAAGUCGCGUCUAGCAUCAGACUGCCUGAUAGAAUGGUCAGUCAAGCAAAAAUAUCAGAGGCCUUUCGCUGAGGUGACUAGCAUGGUCGACACUAGGCUUGUCCGUACAUGUCUGAAUGACUGGUCUCGACGGACACGCAUGGAUAGAAGCGCGCGGGACGCGGAUCGACUUCGUGUUAUGCGUAACUGCUGGACAACUUGGAACGACCACCUUCGCUGCCAGGCUUUGUCCUCACGAACUGAAGAACGGCUUGUUUUACAAGCAUUAUAUAAAUGGAUUUUGAUGGGAAGGCUACGACUAAUGGACCGAAUACAUCAACAACGGCUCAAGGCCAGCUAUCUGAAGAAGGUGAUGGAAAAUUCACGGGGACUAUAUAAUCAGCUACUCGUCAAGGAGGCAGCAUUCCGCACCGAGCGAAAACGAAAACUAGUGGGAGCUGCGUUUAGCUAUUGGAAGCAACGACUUGAUAUUCAAAAGCAACGCGAGCUGGUAAGCCGUGCUUUCUACGCGCCUCCAGUCCAACAAGAGGUACUCCAGAUCUGGAAAACACGCAAUGAACAUUUGACAACUCUGGAUACCUGGGCGAAGAAAUCUGAAUACUUCUUUCUAACGACGAAAACGCUGAAGCAAUGGCGAAGUGCAACAGCAGAAUCGUCUAAGCGACGAAGGUUGGAGGCAUACUCAACGAUAAGGCGCAAAGUGAAAAUGAAUUUAGCCUCGGAAGUUCUCUCUGCCUGGCGAUCGCGUUGUGCUACUGUUCGUUCUAUACACCAACAAUCGACUGAGAUAUAUGGAAGAAAGCUGAUUGCAGCUGGCACUGAUAUGUUCCAUCUUUGGUUGGAAAAGUCCACACAACGGUCUCAAAACAUUGCUGAUGCGCAGUUGUAUUAUAACCGACAGUUGGUGUAUAACCACCUAACUCACUGGGCCGGGAUGCAGCGGUCCUACAAAAUGCUCAAUGAGAAAGCGACCAGGUUUUUGGAAAUUCACAUUUCUGGAGUCGCCCUUGCCCAAACUCGGAAACUCAGCCUUCGAAUAUUUGAAGUUAAAACUCGCCUGGAAACCGCGGACGCUUUGCAUGAGCGGAAUACUCGAAAACACUACAGGAAUAUGAUUCACCAUUGGCGCGAGAAGGCUAGGAUUUCAAAAGAAGCCAACUUUGAUUCAUUCCCGAUCGUUACACCAUCGAAGGGUGGCCUGAAUAUCCAACAAUUCAACGAGCCAGAUGAAUGGCAAACGCUGGACCAAGUUCGGGAAGAACCACCGAUACGGCAGCCGGAUUUCACAUCGCAUACCCCCAUAUCGACACCAGGUUCAAAUGUCUACGACGCCAGCGACACCAUUACCGACCUCAUUUCCUAG